Malus domestica (apple) is the source of this 1519-nucleotide messenger RNA. Its product is annotated as ras-related protein RABA5a. The record is from RefSeq and is a predicted model, not a curated record. Gene Ontology annotation, biological process: vesicle-mediated transport. NCBI's taxonomy places the organism in Eukaryota, Viridiplantae, Streptophyta, Magnoliopsida, Rosales, Rosaceae. Gene Ontology annotation, molecular function: GTPase activity; GTP binding.
CGUCCUCCUCAUCCCCCUCUCAUUUGUCCGAUGUGUUCUGACGCUCUCUCUGUGCCCUUUCAUCCUCUCACCUCUCUCUCUGCUGGCCCUCCCCCCUCCUAUCACCGCCCUUCACCGCCGGUAUCCACGGCUGAUUGCCAUCCGUCUCAUCAUCCACGGUUUGGACACGUCCAAGCUAUUGAUCCGUUGUUGACCCCGCAAUCUGGUUUCAGAGGGAAAGAUGGAGUGAGAGGAGGCCAAAAAGAAGGCAUUGAGGAUUUGGCACUUUUUCUGUACGGCUAGAUUGUAAUUUGAAAAGGAGAAAGCUUCCCAGAUAGAUUUACAUAUGUAGAAAGCAUCUAAGAGAAGGCAUAGGGGCCACAAUCUGUAAUCCUACCUUAGCUUUGUAAGGAAGUCUCGGAUUCUAGAAUCAUUUGAAGGGGGAAAAGUAGAUAUUUUGUAGGUUAUUAGUUUCUUAAAGAUCCACCCUGGCUACUCAUUAUUAAUAUGGUUCAUUAGCUUAAAAAAUCUGUGGAGUUUGGGCAAUGGCUUUUUAUUCCGAAGAGGAAAAGACCGAGGAUUAUCUGUUCAAGAUUGUUUUAAUUGGUGAUUCAGCCGUUGGAAAAUCCAAUUUGCUUGCAAGAUUUGCUAGAGAUGAGUUCUACCCUAAUUCGAAGUCAACUAUAGGAGUAGAGUUCCAAACCCAAAAGGUGGAUAUCAAUGGUAAAGAAGUCAAAGCACAGAUCUGGGACACAGCUGGUCAAGAGCGGUUCAGGGCUGUCACAUCUGCAUAUUACAGAGGUGCCGUUGGUGCUCUUUUGGUAUAUGAUAUCAGUAGACACCAGACGUUUGAUAGCAUUGGCAGAUGGCUUAACGAACUCCACACUCAUUCUGACAUGAACGUAGUUACGAUACUUGUUGGCAACAAGUCCGAUCUCAAGGAUGCCAGGGAGGUACCCACUUCUGAGGGCAAAGCCUUGGCAGAAGCACAGGGUUUGUUUUUUAUGGAAACGUCUGCUCUUGAUUCGUCCAAUGUCUCUGCCGCUUUUCAGAUGGUUGUGAAAGAGAUCUAUAACAUACUAAGCCGCAAAGUUAUGAUAUCUCAGGAGCUCAAGAAACAGGACCCCAGUUGGGUAGGGAGUGGAAAGACGGUGGUUUUGCAAGACGGGAGCCAAGAAGCAGCAGUUGCAGAGCCUAAAAAAGGUGGGUGCUGUUCAUCUUAGGGAUACACAACACAAGAGGUGUGGACGGAUCAUUUUGGCGGGUCCCAACAACCCUCUUCUUCUUUUUUUGUUUUGUUCCCACUAAUGUUCCUUGCAUUCCUUUUCCAUGUGAUCUAAUUUCUUGAAUUUGUUUAAAUGUUCAUUCAAGAAACAUGUUUUCACUCAGUCGGUUGAAGAUAAGAAAUUGAGGUAGAAGAUGUAAAUGACCUGAAAGGUGGAUUAGAAAAGCUUAUACAAUGUUCAAAAUCCAGUUAUCAAAAUGCACUGUACUUCUUAGCCAGUUUGUGUUUUUUCAUUUAUUGGUUCCUUAUUCUUAA